Drosophila subpulchrella is the source of this 842-nucleotide messenger RNA. RefSeq lists its product as uncharacterized. The transcript is spliced from 5 exons. NCBI's taxonomy places the organism in Eukaryota, Metazoa, Arthropoda, Insecta, Diptera, Drosophilidae. The record is from RefSeq and is a predicted model, not a curated record. Bases 118 to 732 code for a protein of 204 amino acids.
CCAAGGAAGGAUUGGUUCCAUUAUUUCUUCAAAAAGACUUCAAAUACCCAAGUCUCGUAGAAGUUUUGAAAAUUUGCUCUUGGAGUCUUACAGCGCAAUAUAGUUUGUCGCAAAUAUAUGUUCUCUCAUUCCGUAAAAAUGUCGAAUGCCAUUUUUUGGUUGCAGCUAAGAACUUUUGGCUUGGUUGUCGGUUGGUUGGAAGUGAUUUUCUUCACCAUGUCAACGAUUUAUUGGGGCUCAAUCUCAUUACUCGAGCAUUAUAAACGACAUGAAAAGAGUGAAACUGGACACGCCAUACGUAAUAGUUUUUACCUCGCGUUUAAUGUAAGUCAUCUACUGUCCUCAUCCCUGCUGAUUUUUGGUACCAUUAGGGAACGCCAUCACCUUCUGUUUCCCUGGCUAAUCAACAGAGGAAUAGUCCUCUUCGGAAGCAUAAUGUUGACAAUCUAUUAUAUAAAAGCAAAUGAUAGUCUGCCCUUUCUGCAAUGCCUGGUCUUUAUCUUAUUCAACUGUUUUCUCUUCUCUGGGAUCUACUCGCUUUUAAAUGAUAUUGAGGCAUCUAAUGAACUUCCGCGGCUUCGUUUGGAUACACCAGAUAAUAUCGAGGAAAAAUCUCUUUCGACCAAGUUAGACUGGAAUUCUUAUGUACAUCAAUACAAAUUCCAGCCGUCUUUGUAUGAAGUGAACUUUCCCGAUAAUGGAGAUACUGAUAAUUUAUUGAAAAGAUCUUAAUUACCUUUACAUUAUAAUGGAACAUCCCCAUUUUCAAUUUUAAACUUGGUCGACAUUGAUUGGAGUUUUAGUUAUGUAGGUUCCUUUCAAUGACUAUUUUUCUUUCGGUA